CUAUGUAGCUGAAAAUCAUCUUAAUAAGGGUGGUUUGCGUUUGUUUUGGUGUCUUAAGUUAGGAGUAUGUGAUGGUAACGAUAACCAACUUUUGAAACUUUUGGCACUGACUCUGUUAGCUAACGUUAGCUCAGCAUUAACGUUACUAACCGUUCUCUCCAACGUUACUCAGCGGUUUAUGAAAGACAAAUAAGUUGCUACAUUUAAGUUGUUUAACGAAUGUGUAGGCUUGAAAGUGUUUGAGGAAACCUCAGUAACGUGACCUGGUAACUGUCGGUGGUGGUUUGUUGUGGUGUGUGUGCCAUGGUGACACAGGGGUGGGUCUCCUCAAGUUUGCGGUUUUCAAGACAACCGACCCUGUUGCUGUGAAGUCUUCCUGUGAAAUCUCUGCAGUCUUUUUAAAAUCCUGCCUGCUGAAUCGACGGAAUAGAUGUAUCUACUUAUAAUGUGAGGAUCUGCAUCCUAAGAGAUCUCUUCUUCCUAAAGACUGACCUAUGAGUCCUCCUUAGCUGUACCUCUGGACUGUUACCAGCUUACUGACAUGACCUGCCAUCUGUAAACUUCUGUAGCCAUGGCUUUAAAAGUUGCCGUCACUGCAGAGCCAGAUCAACCAGAAAAGAUGCAGAACGUUCCUGUGCCAGGCUGAGACGGCAACUGAGUUCAGAGCUGAGAUCUGUAGGAGCCACCAAUUGGCUAAAAGGUGAAUGGAGACAAGAAAGACCACCACCGCAGGGGUUCUUUCCUGGACCCCUGCCCCGGUCCGCACCUCAAGCACCAGCUCUGUAACAUCUGAGGAUGCAUGGGAGGAUGAGGAUGAAGAACAGGCAGAAAAGGACGAUGACUUUGUUAGCCGGAUGGAUGAGAAUGGCAUCAUUGGACUGUCAGAAGCACUGGAGGAUAUAGAGUUGGGGGAUGCAGAUGCAGAAUGUAAUCCAAACUUGCAUGCUGGACCCCUCAACCCGGAGGAGGCCAAUCUUAGUAGGCAUGAGAGGGAAACGCUACCCGAGGAACUGAGUUACAGCCUGAGUGAACCUCUGUCCCACACUGAAUCAUCAGGAGAGGAUGUGCAAAUGCUGUCACCAUCUGAUGAGUUGAAAGAUAGCUUAAAAGCUUGGACAGUGGAAGAGGAGGUGAGGCAAAGGAAAGGAGAGCAGGGGAUGCAGUGCCUCUCUGAGAACGACAUGACAGAGGAGGAAAAAGAUGGAGUGAAAGCAGGGAUGAGGAGUGGCAAGAAGAGAAACAAAUAUGAACACAGCUACAUUUCCAAAGGAGGGAUUGAGAAGAUCAGCUCUAUACGAUCUUGUAGUGCUCACUUGCUAGACAUGGAAGCUGCUGGAGCCUCCAGUCAUCACCGCCCAAUAUCCCAGCCUGCCUCGGCAGUCACAGUGCCCACCUUCCCUCACCUUCUCCACUUCACUGCUGAGGAAAUAGCUGCAGCCCCUGGGAUUGAAGCUGAAAUUUUGCCAGAGAUGAGCUUCAUAGAAAGUCUUUCAGAAUCACACAGGAGCCACGUAAGCCUCGAGACCAGCCCUCGUGGUCCCAAGAUAAAGCUCAGGGCAUCUCUUCAGCCAGCAACCAUGUUUUCUGAGGAACUCAAGUCAAAUCAUCUCAGUGGAGUAAGUCAUGGGCCUUUAGAGGGAUCAGUUAAAUCAGAUAAGCAUAAGAAACAGCCUACUCCCUCACCGAGGAAGAUGAGGCAGCGCUCUCCUGAAGCCAUACAUUCAAGGACUCGUUCUGUUAGGGCAGACUUAAAAUUAAAACACCAGACCACAAGUCCUGAUGGAGAAUCGAGGACACCCAGAGCCAGGACUGAUGCUGCUGAAGUGGACGAAUCAAGAAAAGGGCCUCUGAGUUACCGCACACCAGACUUCUCCAUGGUGGAGCCCAAGGUCCAUUUCCCCAAAGGUGGUUACAAGCCCCCCAAGAGCAAAUGCUCUUCCAAGAGGGAUUCCCUGUCACCUGAGCCCCCCUUAGUGUUUAAAUCCCCUGCUGACAUUGUGAAAGAAGUUCUACUGAACACCACUGAUGGAUCUCCCGCCUCAUCAGACUAUGACAGGCUACCAACCAGAGCCCUCAACUCCACUGUUCCUCAGGAGUUCAGAUGCCGCCAGCAGGCCACCACACUACUCGAUCAGCUACAGGAGGACUACAACAGACUGCUGACUAAGUAUGCCGAAGCGGAGAACACCAUUGAUCGCCUGCGCCUGGAAGCCAAGGACAGACCUAUUGAGAUCCAGCGGCUAAGGCCCAGACAUUGUCACCACAGCACAGGCAGAGCAGUGAACCUGUAUUCCGACCCCCCAAAGCCCGGCCACCCAGUGCAGUCAGGACUACACCACGGCACUUCAAAGGUCAUGACGCUGGAUUUUCCAAGGGCUCAGAGAACAGAGAUCAACUCAGCCUCUCUUCAUCCAAAUGGACACAGCAGUCAUCAGAGAAGUGCAUCUGCCGGUCCUUCUACAAGAAGCCCGGAACCUCAGGUGGGACAGCAGCUGGCCAAGAUUCUCUACAGUCAGGCCGACAAGUUCCUCCAGCAGAUGCAGACUUUUGAGGAUCUCCUAAAGAGCGAAAAACUCAAACCUUUUGAACAGAUGAAGCUUGCUGCAGGGCUCGAUUCUUUAGAAAGGGGCUACCUGUUAGCGAGGGAUGAACACAAACUCCUGCAGCAGCGAGACGUGGAAAUCAACCACUUUGACCCAGAACGGGAGCUGGAGGGGCUCAUCUUUCAGUGUGGGCUGCAUAUGGAAGAUCUGAAGGAACAUGUGGAACAGACGCGGCAGGAGCAGCCCACCUGUGAGGCUCCUCCCUCUCCACCUCGUCACCCCACCCCUUUAUCUGUUCCCUCUGAGGGGGGAGAAACUCUGACUCACCCACAGAGCCCACCUGUGCCUUUGCUGGUUGAUCCAGGAGAGGCAGCGGCGGUGGAGGUGAGCUCAGCCAGUGAAGAAAGUGAUGAAGAGGAGGCAGAGACGGAGGAUGAAGAAACUCUGAAUUCUCUCUACCUCAAAGCUCUGAAUGGCAAAUACAGACGUGUUGAACAAGACUUCGACACACUAACGGAUCGCUACCAAAGCUUCAAGGAGCUUCCAAAACUUUUAGACCAUAGCCAGAGGGAAGGAGCUCCCGUUUCUGCUGCCUUAAGAACCAACAUGCAGCUUGGGGAUGAAGAGAAAGAAAGACAGGGUCGAGGAACUGGUAACCUGGAAGCACAGAAGAGUCUUCCAAAGAGGAAAGCCAAAUCAGAUUAUCAGGACUCUCUGCCUGUUUGCACCAGCAAAAAGGAGUCCAGAUCUCCUUCAUGCAAGGCCUCUUCCCAGUCAACCAUGCCCCGCGUUCGUCCAGCCAGUAGCAGAAGGAGGUUAGAGGUGGGAAAGUCCCGCAGCAGCAGUCUGAGCAGUCUGGGAGACAUCACUGCACCGGAGACGAGGAGCUCCAAACUCCAUAGUGGAAACAGCAGCGGAGUCCUCUCUCAGGAUGGAAUCAUCUCUCCAGAGACGGACAGCGGGUUUGUCGGUUCAGAGAGCAGCCGUCUGACUCCUGCAGCUGCUCCCUGUCCUCUCCACCAGAGGGCCUCAGAGAGUGUUUCAGCGCCUCAGGAGGGGAAACCUGAGAAGCCUCAGACAGGCCCAGUCUCAGCACCAUCUCCUGCGUCUUCGCCGUCACACAGUCGCACUGCUAUGGAGCCCAAGGGGGGCUCCCGGCUCAGCGCCGUCCAUCCGAGGAGAACCAGACAGGGGCAGAGGAGACGCACCUUCUCCUGCUCUCCACAGCGCUGGGUCAGUCAGACAGAACAAUCCAAUGCAGGGACCAGUGAGUUUGGGCUUGAGAGUGACAGCAAUCACACUGUGUCUGAAGAUGGGCAAAAUAACCAGUGCAUAGAAUCUACCAGCUCCAGUCCAAGCUCCUCCCCCACUGCAUGGUAUUACCAUGGCGAUUCUCUCAGAGCACUGAGCUUCAGUCAGGGGGCCAAUCGCAAUGAUGCAAUCCAGACGCUGCAGACCGAGGUGACCAGACUGAAGGAGAGACUAGAAAGCUGUCUGAGAAAUAAGAAGCCUCUGAGUUCUGUGAGAGCAGCUUUAGCCCAGGAGAACUACACUCACCUCAAUGCGUCUACACCUCGCGUCAGGUCUGGAGUGCGAUUGAGCGAUGCCAGCAGGGGAAGAAGAGACAGACGGACGGUUGAGGAGGUUGAGGAGUCUACACUGAGACGAACAACCAGGAAAAGACCACCUUCUACACGCAGACAAGAACCACAACCUAACAUGUUGACAGAGCCUUCUACGUCCCGGCCCCUGGUGUCCAGAUGUACUCAAACAUCUGCUGCAGUACCAGAAAGCUGUGGUUCCCACACAAAAGCAGUCCGCAGCAGAACACACCCCAGGCAACAUCCUGGUGUGUCUGUACAAGUGUCUGAAACAGCAGAUGAACCUGACAGCAGAAGUCGUCACGCUCCUCUUUGUCCUCAGUGUUUGUCACGUCACCGAGGGCGACCUGAAAGACCAGUUGGUGGCGACACAGAGCCGACCCACUCCUCCCGCUGUCGUCACCGUCUUCUCUGUGGAUGUCCUGAUCCGUACCAAAGCACUGGGCCAGACUCCCCCACACACACAAGCUACCAACCAGCCGAGACCCCUAACAGAGCAGCAAAGAGCAGUCACUUUGCAGCUGCAACUCCAACUGCACUGCUGCAGUGCAUGCCAGUGUGUCCGCCACCACUCCUGUUGUACUCGACGCCCCUCUACGUGUCUCCUAGCAACGACACUGGCACAUCCUCGGGGGUCAGAGGUCACAGGGAGGUGAGGGCGAGGACUAGACGCUCCAUGUCUGCUGACAAGCAGCGCUCUUUGGACAGCUCUCUGAACAGAGCCAUCAGAGCAGCCCGGCACAUGAAACACACCUCUAGACACAUGGCUCGCUCUCUGGCUACUGGACUGCACUACCAGGAGCAGCUGACUCAGUCCUGCAGCUACUAGUCUGGUCGGAACUCACUUCCCAGGCAGAUUAGACCAAGCGCCAGUUCAGCUGCAGAAUGAGGCUGUCCACAUCACCAGGAGCCACAAGCAGUGAGCGCAUGACCAAGUGAAUAAAAAGUCGAAAGUCA
Messenger RNA from Micropterus dolomieu (smallmouth bass), 5101 nucleotides. RefSeq names its product AT-hook transcription factor (gene akna). The transcript is spliced from 24 exons. Lineage: Eukaryota; Metazoa; Chordata; Actinopteri; Centrarchiformes; Centrarchidae. Gene Ontology annotation, biological process: epithelial to mesenchymal transition; neuroblast division in subventricular zone; neuroblast delamination. The coding region runs from base 705 to 4973 and encodes 1422 amino acids. Gene Ontology annotation, cellular component: centrosome. The record is from RefSeq and is a predicted model, not a curated record.